Molecule: messenger RNA, 1069 nt
Organism: Polyodon spathula (Mississippi paddlefish)
Lineage: Eukaryota; Metazoa; Chordata; Actinopteri; Acipenseriformes; Polyodontidae
Product: guanine nucleotide-binding protein G(I)/G(S)/G(O) subunit gamma-10-like
Exons: 3
Coding region: 216-431 (71 amino acids)
Biological process (GO): G protein-coupled receptor signaling pathway
Cellular component (GO): heterotrimeric G-protein complex
Molecular function (GO): G-protein beta-subunit binding
Source: RefSeq, a predicted model, not a curated record
UGAAAAAAACAACGAUCGUGCCCAUUUUAAACAGACUGAAACGCGUAAUAAUCUCGGUUUGUUAAACUACAGACAGGCUGUGAGGUCAUGGCUGGGUUAUAAAAUUAAUCCUGGGAUCGCUGUAUCGUCAUAGCUGUAAGAAGUUGUCCAGCUGGAAAGUUGCAGGGCGUGUUCUUCCCCGAGAGGGUGAGAAAGUUUCAGUUUUGCUGGUCGUCAUGUCCGUUAAUAAUAGCGGCAGCAGCCUUGUCCUCAUGCAGAAAGUCGUGAAGCAGCUCCGGGUAGAAGCCGCGGCGCGAAGGAUUAAGGUAUCCCAGGCGGCGACGGAGCUGCAGAAUUUCUGCCUCCAGAAUGCCCACAAAGACCCUCUGCUGAUGGGGGUCCCCUCCAGCGAGAACCCCUUCCGCCCCCCCAAGUCCUGUUCCGUGCUGUGAGAUUAAUCUAACAGUGAAGCAGAGAGGCUGUGUGAUUCAAGACCCCAAGAAUUAACAUGACGACGACCAGGAACUGCAUCACUCACACUCACUCAUGCACACUGCACUCACACACAUCGCACAUUCACUCAUGCACACUACACUCACACACACAAACACACACUCACUCAAUCACUCGUGCACACCACACACACACACACACCUCAUUCCCCACACCAGAAACCAGUGUGUACUGGGAACGCCCUCUCGGACGGCCUGGCUCCCAGUAUCAAGCACAGGGACUCCUGGUGUCUGUGGAGGAGCUGCUUCCUCUGCUGCUGAAUGAAUAUGUGGUUUGAAGGGAAAAAUCUCAACAUGCUGCAACAAGGAGCUUCAACAACGACCAGUGAGACAAGCGCGCCUCUAACUGAGCAGGACUGUGUGUCUGUAACCCUGAGAGGAUAUUCACACACGCAACACAUGUAACACACGUGUGAUCCGUGCCGCUGUGAAACUGGAGAUUGCAGUGUUAAUAAGCAUUGCCCAGCUUGUGCAGACUGCAGUGUUAAUAAGCAUUGCCCAGCUUGUGCAGACUGCAGUGUUAAUAAGCAUUGCCCAGCUUGUGCAGACUGCAGUGUUAAUAAGCAUUGCCCAGCUUG